This is a messenger RNA of Endocarpon pusillum Z07020, 1149 nucleotides long. RefSeq lists its product as uncharacterized. NCBI's taxonomy places the organism in Eukaryota, Fungi, Ascomycota, Eurotiomycetes, Verrucariales, Verrucariaceae. The coding region runs from base 1 to 1149 and encodes 382 amino acids. The record is from RefSeq and is a predicted model, not a curated record. The transcript has 5 exons.
AUGGCGGCUACAAAUGCGGACCCAAAUACUACACCGGCGAUGCUAGCGCCCCUUGGCCAGCACUCGGACCUCAGACAUACUCAUUCUCAGACAUGGCCUCCUAUUCUUUGUAUGACGCUUGCGAUUGUUGUGUCGGCGCCCAUUUUAGCCAUUCGCAUGUACACUCGACACCGCAUACACCGAAAAUUGUGGUGGGACGAUUGGACCUGCUUACUCGCAUGGAUAUUUCUGAUUCCAUACACUGGCAUGCUCCUGCAGUCAAUCAACUACGGAGGCUGCAAAGAUCUUUGGAAUGUCUCCAAAGCAGACUACAAAAAGUUCACGAAGCUCUUCCACAAUCUAGAGAUUAUUGCCCGGGUAGGCAUGUUCUUCACCAAGGCAGCAAUCCUCCUUCUCUUCCAUCGCCUCUUUGUCGUCGAAGGAUCGCGCCGAACCAAAGUUUGGUGGGCGAUUUGGUUCGUCUUCUGGUGGAACCUGCUCUACGCCAUCGCACUUGUGCUUUCAGUCGCGUUUCAAUGCACAGGGAAAAGGGCAGUUGUUGAAGCAGGCAAAGAAUGUGUGAAUGGAUUUGCUGUCUUGAUCUGCGCCAGUGUCAUCAAUGUGACCACGGACCUCAUGAUAUUGAUCAUUCCAGUCGUUGCGAUCUGGGGACUACGCAUGCCUUCGGAAAAGAAGUGGAGACUUUCCGCCGUGUUCGCGAUCGGAUUCCUCGGUGUGCUUGCCAGCGUCGCCCGGCUGGCCUAUCAAGCUGUCUUCGCCAGACGGCCAAAUAAGACCAUUAUCAUUAUUAUCGUCCUUCUGGUUAACGCUGCCGAGCAAUUCAUUGGAAUCAUCGUGUCCUGUCUGCCUAUCCUUCCAACCUUCUACAGACAUCUUCGUAGCAAGGCCGCUGAGAGUAAUUCCUCCAAGUCAACCAAUCCAGUCAAGGGCUUAUCAGCAUCCAUUAUUGGACGUCGCACCGGAGGCUCAAAGGGUAAGGCGAAAGAUCCGUAUCAGAUAUAUAGUACGAGAGGUUACGAAGAGAUAGAGGCGGCAGAACUGGAAAAGCGAGGCGAUGGACAUGGCAAUUUGGGAGGAAUCAUGAAAGACAUGGAGAUGAGCGUGAUCAGUGAAAGACUGUCACCUGAUACACCAGGAGUUGCGUUGUAA